Cyclopterus lumpus (lumpfish) is the source of this 2820-nucleotide messenger RNA. Its product is annotated as SLIT and NTRK-like protein 3. NCBI's taxonomy places the organism in Eukaryota, Metazoa, Chordata, Actinopteri, Perciformes, Cyclopteridae. Gene Ontology annotation, molecular function: protein binding. The transcript has 6 exons. Gene Ontology annotation, cellular component: GABA-ergic synapse; postsynaptic density membrane. The record is from RefSeq and is a predicted model, not a curated record. Bases 1 to 2820 code for a protein of 939 amino acids. Gene Ontology annotation, biological process: regulation of presynapse assembly; axonogenesis; positive regulation of synapse assembly.
AUGCAGUGGGUCACUCUGACGGUGGCCCUGGGGUGUGUGUGUCUGUCGCGGGCGUCGCACACCCCCACCCCGACCCCCACCUCCACGCACACCCCCCUCGCGGACAGCUCCGAGGAGGAGGUGGACGAGCCCUGCUUCGAGCCGUGCACGUGCGAGGUCAAAGAAGGCGUGCUGCACGUGCACUGCGACGGGCGGAGCUUCACCAACGCCAGCCAGGUGUCACAGUCGUGGGUCCGCCCUUUCAAACUCAACCUGCAGAGGAACUCUCUGAGGCGUCUCUAUAGCAACGGGUUUCAGCACCUUGGCAACGCCGUGUCGAUAAACCUGGGCAACAACGCGCUGCAGGACAUCAGAGUGGGAGCGUUCCACGGCUUGGCCAAGCUGAGGCGCCUUUACCUCCACGAGAACAAGCUGGAGGUCUUCAGGAACGACACCUUCGCCGGCUUGGAGGCCCUGGAGUACCUGCAGGCCGACUACAACGUGAUCAAACGGAUCGACAGCGGAGCUCUGAGGUUCCUCUACAAGCUGCGGGUUCUCAUCCUCAACGACAACCUGAUCCCCGUCUUGCCUGCUCACCUGUUCAGAUCCGUGUCUCUGACUCAUCUGGACCUGAGGGGAAACCGCCUGAAGAGCCUGGCGUACGCCGGCACCCUGGAGUACGUGGGCCGCUCCCUGAUGGAGCUGCAGCUGGAGGAGAACCCCUGGAACUGCGGCUGCGAGGCGGUGCAGCUCCAGCAGUGGCUGGGUCAGAUCCCCUACACGGCCGUGGUCGGGGACGUCACCUGCGAGUACCCGUUCCACCUCCACGGCAAGGACCUGAGGGAAAUCCUCCGCAAGGAGCUGUGCGCCAACCUCCCGGAUAAAGAGCUGCAGGCGGAGGGCGGCGGCGGUGGCGGGCCCCAACAUCUGCCGCCGAACUCCAAACCCAACUCCCACCCGGGGCGAGCCAGGCCCACGAAACCCUCCUCCAUGGUCCACGGCUCGCGCCAGAACACCCACGCCUCCUCCACGUCGUCGUCGUCGUCUUCCUCGGCGGAGCGCAAAGACGGCGGGAGGCAACCGAGGCCGACGAAGAGGCCCCGGCUGUCCCGGGUGUCUCCCACGCCUCGCGGCAUGAUGCCCAACCAGAACCCCCCCGUGGCCGGCUACCAGACGCGACCCCCCAUCCCCAUCAUCUGCCCCGUGGGCUGCACGUGCAACCUGCACAUCACAGACCUGGGCCUGACGGUGAACUGCAAGGAGAACGGCUUCCUGAACGCGUCGCAGCUGACGCCGCGGCCGCUCAACGGACGCAAGCUGUACCUGAGCGGGAACUUGAUCCAGAGGAUCUACCGCACGGACUUCUGGAACUUCUCCAGCCUGGACCUGCUGCACCUGGGCAACAACCGCAUCUCGUACCUGCAGGAGGGGGCCUUCACGGGGCUCGCCAACCUGAGGAGCCUCUACCUGAACGAGAACAACCUGGAGAGGCUCAGUCCUCACAUGUUCCUGGGCCUGCAGAAUCUCAGGUACCUUUACUUUGAGUACAACGAGAUCCACCAGGUGGACCCGGGGACGCUGGACGCCAUGCCGUCCCUCCAGCUGCUGUUCCUCAACUCCAACCUGCUGAGGAGCCUCCCCCCCGGGGUGUUCGGCGGGGUCAACCUGGCUCGACUCAACCUGAGGAACAACCACCUCCUGCAGCUGCCGAUGGAGGGCGUGCUGGAGCACCUCACGGGACUGGUGCAGGUGGACCUGGAGCAGAACCCGUGGGAGUGCACCUGCGCGGCGGCUCCGCUGAAGCGUUGGCUGGAGGGCCUCAGCGCCGUGGUGGUGGUGGGGGAGGUGGUCUGCCAUGCCCCGGACAAGACCAGCAAAGUGGACCUGCGCUCCCUCUCCAUGGAGCUGCUGUGCCCUGAGCUGGAGCCGCAGGAGCAGGAGGAGGAGCAGAAGGAGCAGCAGGAGGAGCAGCAGACCGCCGCCUCCACGGCCGCGGCCGGCGGCGUGUCGCUCGGCUACCCCGGCCCCCCGAUGCCCCCGGGGAGGGAUUCCAUCCCCCUGUCGGUGCUCGUGCUCAGCCUGCUGGUGCUGUUCGUGUCGGCGUUCUUCGCGGCGGCGGCGCUCAUCGCCUACGCCCUGAGGAGGCGGGACAAGCUGCCGUUCCGCCGCCAGGGAGAGGUCGACUUGGCGGGCAUCCAGAUGGAGUGCGGGAUCUUCGCCGAGCAGACGCACCACCACCACCACCACCACCACCACGGCCUCCCGGAGACGCCGCCCCCUCCCCCCGCCGAACACAACCACGUGUACGACACCAUCUCGCCGCCGGAGGCCGCGGCGAAAGGUCGCGACCCCGCCGCCGCCCGCAUGUGUAGCAACCCCAUCUACAAGGAGGAGCGGGACGCCGCCGCCGCCAAACAGGAGGGAGGAUACUGCUCCGCGGCGGAGAAGGAGAGGGAGUGGACUCUGGACGUGUGCUCGGCGCCCAUCAGCACCGUCGCCGGGGCGAUGGGCGCGCUGCCGGGCCUCCGCGGCAACGGCACCCUGUGCCCGACGGUGAUCGACAGCCAGGGCCCGACCCCGAAGGUGGAACUGGUGGACUGCCUCUUCAGACUCCCCGCCCCGGAGUUCAGGGACCUGCCGGACAGGUACGCCAGGCCGCCGCCCCGAUACCCGCACCCGCAAGACUCCAAGCGGGACGCCAGGACCGCCGACCAGGCGCCGGCGGUCGGCGCCGCCGGUCACGGCAGCAGCCACAGCGAGCAGGGAGCAGGGGAGCAAAGAGCCAGGCUGAGGACCACGCCGGACUACAUGGAGGUGCUGGACCGAUCUUACCAGUUUUAA